Molecule: messenger RNA, 2510 nt
Organism: Ctenocephalides felis (cat flea)
Lineage: Eukaryota; Metazoa; Arthropoda; Insecta; Siphonaptera; Pulicidae
Gene: Sara
Product: zinc finger FYVE domain-containing protein 9
Exons: 7
Coding region: 196-2379 (727 amino acids)
Biological process (GO): endosomal transport
Cellular component (GO): early endosome membrane
Molecular function (GO): metal ion binding
Source: RefSeq, a predicted model, not a curated record
AGACAAUACUUUAUAAACAAUAAUUUAUAACCUAGACAACCACACAAUUGUCUUACUUUUCUAGUGAAGUGAAUCCAAGUGUUUGUUUAAUAUCAAAAGGUGUUAUGCGAUGUCACAGUUAUUCAAGGAUGCGAGCUGGUUGACUUGUCUGUUUAUUUUGCUCUCCAGUUUCAAGAAAAUUUGAACGUGUGCAAUAUGGAUGUUGUUGAUCUUGACAAAGUUCUCGAUGAUUUUGAGUUCAAUGAACAAAAUGCUGAGGUUCCUAUAGAACAAAGCCAAACAAAAGUCUCAAAUAAUAAUGAAUUUGAACUACCCCCAGUUAGUGGUUCAGAUAGUAUUAAAAUGCUCUCAAAAGAUUUGGUACUCUCGUCUGUAAAAGGAAAUUUAGAUACUCCAAUAACGUUUACAAAUAUGAUUGAAUAUAUUAACACCAGCUCAAAUCAUUUACCUGCAAUGCAGACAACUGAAAUUCCUGAGAAAAUGUCUGAUGUUGAUAGUGAAAAUCAAUUAGUAAAGGAUGAGGACCUUGAUGUUUAUGAGUGCGAACAAACUACUGGCAUGAAAACUCAGAAUGAAAUGGUAAUUCAGGUCGAUGUUAAUAAAUUGGAAUCUAAUAUUAAUCUGUGCGAGAAUUUAACUGGAUCAAUACAACAAAAGACAAAUGUAAGUCAUGGCGAAGACAUAUCGCCAUCUAUUCAAACACCUUUAUUAUGUACUGAAGAUUGUCAAGACAUAGAAAAAGGUGAAUUUAAUUCAAUGGUAGAUAAAUCUGAUGUAGAGAAGGAAAGUGAUCUGAAAAAUAAUAGAAGUGAUGAUAGUAAUACCGAUUCGCCUGAUAAUACCAAACCAGAGUUGAUUUCUAUUAAGAGUUGCGAUAAAAAUGAAUCACCAAUCAUUUUAAAUACUAGUGCUUCUGAUUUAUAUUCAUGUAUGGAUAGUGAUAAUGCAGUUAAUUAUGAUAGCAUUUCACAGGCGUCCACAGCAGAAAUUGUAGAUGCUCAAGUUCCUAUAAAGAUCAAACUUGAUUCUAAAACAAAUGAAUUUGAUUCUAAUCUACAAACUCAAUUUACUUCUGUGGAAUCCGAUGUAAUUCAUAACACAUCCCAAAGUAUUCCGUCUAAGGUUGUUGAUUUUCAAAUUUCAUUAGAUGAUAUAUCCGAUACUGAGCUAGAGAACUAUUUACAACAAAUUGAAAAUGAGCAUAAUAAUGCAGACUCAUUUGACAAUGCUGAUGCCAAAGCUGGAGGAAAUUCUGUUAAGAGUUCUAACAUGUUUGAAACUCCAGGUUUUUCAGAUAAUAUAGUUUCUGAUUUCUGUUCAUACACACGUAAUGAUAGUGCAAUUAAUUAUGACAGCAUUUCACAGGCGUCUACUGUAGAAAUUAAUGAUACACAGAUUCCAGUAGGUACACAAGAAGUAAGCAAAACUAGUGAUUCUGAUCCACAGACUGUAAAUUCUUGUGCAGAUUCAAUCACUUCUCAUCCCAUAUCACUUAGUAUUCCGCCCACGGUUGUAGAUUUUCAAAUUUCGUCUGCAGGUCAGACUCCAAUGAACACAGAUAUAAACUUUAAAGGUUAUAUAGAAACAUCAUCUUCCUCUGAAAGUGAUUUAAGCAAACCUGGUGAAUUGGCAAUGAUUAAUCAAUUAGAUAAUUCUGUUGUCAUGCCUUCACCGGCUGAUGUAACUGCUGGAGAACAAAAUGAUAAAGGAAAUAUGACUAAUAGUUUGCAAGACCAAUUGCCUGAGCCUGUACCAAUUCAUCUUUUAGGAAAAAUUGCACCUUACUGGAUACCUGAUCAUGUUACUAGUACCUGUAUGCAGUGCAAUGUUAAAUUCACAGUUAUUAAAAGGAGGCACCAUUGUAGAGCCUGCGGGCAGGUUCUUUGCUCGAAAUGCUGUUGUAUGAAAGCCAAAUUAAUUUAUUUAGGAAAUAUUGAGUCUCGGGUUUGUUUGAUUUGUUUUGAACACUUAGCGAAUUGUUCUGAUGAUAUGAAUAAUUCUGUUGGUGCAAUUGGUGGCAAUAUAAGGGGAGCCGAUAGGCCAAACCCAAAUAAUCCGAUGGAAUAUUGUUCUGUGAUUCCUCCACAUCAGCAAGUAAGCAACUCAACCCCCAGUCCAAUUUCAGUUAUGGUACCAAUAGGUGUAUUAAAGAGGGAAGGUUCCCAAAAAAGUCGGGUAGAAAAAACUGUUAUGUUUAGUGAUGGAAUAAGACCGGGUUCAGAUUUAACCAAAUUAGAUCAUAGCUGGGAUACAAAUGAUUCAUCUACUCGUACAACUCCAACAAAUGUAUAUAAAGGGGACACAAAAGAUUUUGGAGAGGAACCAACUAAUGAUAUGACAAAUUUACAGUCACAACUAAAAAAGUUGGAUCCAAGUUGAAAUCAAGCUAAAUGCAUCCAGAACAAAAGAAAUCUAUGUAAAAGCACAAAAUGUUUUUACUUAAAUAUUUUUAUUAUCGAUAAAAGAAAUUAAAAAUUGAGGUAUAUAAUUUACAUUCCCUCAAGUUUGUA